This is a messenger RNA of Ceratitis capitata (Mediterranean fruit fly), 876 nucleotides long. It is a transcript of the gene Rpp20, whose product is annotated as ribonuclease P protein subunit p20. The record is from RefSeq and is a predicted model, not a curated record. Lineage: Eukaryota; Metazoa; Arthropoda; Insecta; Diptera; Tephritidae. The transcript is spliced from 3 exons. Gene Ontology annotation, biological process: tRNA 5'-leader removal. Gene Ontology annotation, molecular function: nucleic acid binding. Gene Ontology annotation, cellular component: ribonuclease MRP complex; nucleolar ribonuclease P complex; nucleus. Bases 46 to 408 code for a protein of 120 amino acids.
UUGUAAUGUUAUUCCUACAUCAGUUAGUUGUUUUAUUUUAAUAAUAUGGGCAAUUAUAAAGGUGGUAGCUUAACCAAAAAAGCUGCGAGAAAGGUUUUUAAAAGUGAACAAGACGUUUAUAUUACAUCGAAAUCUAGCUUUGAGGCACAAGUGAAGAACAUUACGGAUACAUUCAAUUCAGGAGGGAAAGAAAUAUAUCUCCAUUGUUUGGGAAGUUCUAUUAAUCGUUGUCUAAACUUGGCGCUACAUAUAAUAAAGAAUUCCGGCAGUAGAUUGUCAUACUCCAUUCAUACUUCAACAAUUAAAUUAAUUGAUGAAUCGCAUCCGUUACACGAACACGAAGACGUUGCGUUAAGGGCACGCAACAAUUCCGCAGUACAUAUCAAGUUAUUCCGGCAUCUACCUUAAUGAAUAUUUGAUUGCUUAAUAAUGUUCAAGUUGUCAGAACUUGUUCGUUGGCUUGGCCUAACAGAGUUUGAAAUAUUAGUAAACUUAUGUGGAAUGCUUACCUUUACAAUUGUGUUAGCCUUUAAAAUAUCUGGAGCCUAUACAACUUCAGUCAUCGAUUGGUUUACAACUUUCAGUCCAUUAUUCUGUAUUGACAUUUUCAAUGCGUAUUUCUGUGUCAUAGUAGGUAUUCGCAUGUACCUUGAUUCGGAUAACAAACGGAAAGCACUGCAUAGAGUUAUGUGGAGCUCCUACUUUUUAGUGCUUAUUGCGAUAUUCAAGUAUUUGCUAUGCUUAAAAUUAUCUGGGCAAACUGGACUUGAGUAUAGUGAAGUUUUCUCACCACUUUUUGUCUUACUGCAGUUGGUAGCAAUAAGAGCUUGUCAAAUACCUAAUUCGUAAUAAAAGAAAUAUAUAUAUUUAUGAAAA